Molecule: messenger RNA, 1081 nt
Organism: Aspergillus alliaceus
Lineage: Eukaryota; Fungi; Ascomycota; Eurotiomycetes; Eurotiales; Aspergillaceae
Product: F1F0 ATP synthase subunit g
Exons: 3
Coding region: 181-780 (199 amino acids)
Biological process (GO): proton motive force-driven ATP synthesis
Molecular function (GO): proton transmembrane transporter activity
Source: RefSeq, a predicted model, not a curated record
CGGGCGUUUUCCCUGAACUUCCCGAGCCUCAAAUCUCAGAUUCUGGUCCUGCAAUUGCGCGACGAUCCUGUAUCUCCGGCUCUUGACCACCCCGCCAUUGGACUCUUUUGUCCCUCGUCUGCCACUCCUCUCAGUCUCUCUCACCUUUUACCGUUCUCUUCUUUUCCCGUGGCUUUCAAGAUGCACGCUACAGCGACCCGUGCCGUGCUUCGGCAAUCGCAGUUCCUGACCCGGAGGACCGCUGUCAGAUACGCCUCUUCGAGCCCGGAGUCUGCUCAGAAGGCUGGCGAGGCUGCCUCCUCCGCUGCCUCCAAGGCCUCUGAGGGUCUCUCUCGUGUCACAUCGACCGCUGGCCCCGCUCUUUCGAAUGCCGCCCAGGGUGUCGGCAGUGCUCUGAGGAAGGUUGGUGGAAGGACCGGAAAAGUCAUCGCUUUCGUCGAUUCUAUGAUACCCCCUACCGUCUACUACAGCAAGGUCGGCCUUGAACUCGCCAAGCUUGUUUUCCGUGGACAAAACAUGACUCCUCCCAACCUGGCCACCUUCCAGUCCUACUUCCAGCCUCUGAUCAACGCUUUCCGCAACCCUGCCGCCCUCAAGAACGCCAACUUCAUCUCCCCUCAAGAUAUCGUCGCCCGUGUCCGCGGCGCCAACAAGAAGGAACUCGCCCUGGCUGGGGUGACCCUUGCGGAGGUGAUCGGAUUCUUCACCGUUGGUGAGAUGAUCGGUCGGAUGAACAUCGUCGGCUACCGGGGCCACCCUGAGCACCACGGAGACCACUAGAUCAAUCGCAAGCACUAAUACAUGGCCUGUCUUUUAUAUUUCCUUAUCUUUUCUGUCUGCGUUCUGUACUAUUGUAUGAUAGACGAUGGAAUUUAACUGUUGUCUGAGGUAAACUACGCGCUUUUGGGGGAUCCUUUCUUCUUAUCCUUUGGAUGUUUGAUAUCCAGGGGUAUUAUGCAUGUCGAUUGUUGGUCUUCUCAAGUGUUGUUUUCCUUUUGUGUCAAAAGUGGGAAGUCGUAUAGAUGUCCGUCCAAUCUUCUACUAGACAUGCGUUAUCUGAAUUGAAUCUUGACCACCUAGA